UCCCUUUUUUGCAAAGUGGAAAUAUAAAGUCUUUGAUUUUGUGCUUAUGUGGUUUUUUGCAAAGGCCCACUGUCUCUCCUUUAUUUUUCACCUUUCGCCCAUCCGCCAUUAUCCGCCAUUUUCCUUAGCAAGAGCUCCUUUUCUCACCCACCACUUAUUUUUAAUUUUAUUAGCUUGGACGCACAUUUCAUAUUUUAUAUUUACAUAUUUUUGGACCUUUCAGAAACACGCUCGCACACAUCGCAUAUACAAACACACAAACACAAAUGGAAGAAGUAGAAAUAUUGCCGCGGGACUCGUACCUGCACACAGUAAACAUAACGCAGGUGCCAUGCACGCUGCAGUGGUGGUUCACGACCAAGCGCAAGAACAUCGAUUUUGGGCUAUUCCGGCGCAAAGCCAACAGCUCCGGCGACGAGGGUGCGUCAUUGGCAGGCUCGGUGUCAGAGACCACAGGCGGGGCAAUGUCAAUCGGGCGGCAGCGCGGCCUGAGCCACUUCAAGCUGCAGGACCGCGGCGCAGUGGAGCUGAUGGCGCUGAAGCACUACGAGUCGUCCAAAUCAACAAUCAAGGGAUCAUGGCAUGCGACCGAGCCUGGCGCCUACGUGCUGUACUUUGACAACUCGUUUUCGAAAAACACGUCCAAGCGCUUGUCCUUCUGCGUGGCAGUCAAGGAGGAGGAGGCGAAGGAGGAGACGAAGGUUGAUUUCUCGGGCUGGCUGCUGAAGAAGAAGAGGAAGCGCAUGCAGGGCUGGGCGCGCCGGUGGUUUGCCGUGCAGGGUGCGUGGCUGGUGUACUCGACGGCUGAGGGCGGCGUGCCCCGGGCCAAGGUCGACGUCACUGGCGCCGUGGUGUCGGCAUCCAAGGACGACCGCAGCAUCACAGUAGACGCUGACGAGGGAUUCCUGCAGCUGCGCGCACAGACCCAGGAGGAGUACGAGGCGUGGGUGGCCGCACUCAAGCACGCCAAGGAGGGCGCCCUGGCCAGCAACAGCCUCGGCACCACGCUGCAGCAGGACCAGCUGUUGCCACGCGCCCGCACAGACGCUGGCGCCAAAACUGCCGCGUACCUGCACUCCGAGUUUGAGAACGCAGUGCAGCAGCUGCGCGGCAUGCUCGGCGACCAGGAACUAGGCAUUCUGCAGGCUGCCAUUGACAGCGAGCGCGCGCUGCACUGCUUGGCAACCGGUGGAGAGGCGUAUUCGGAGUCAAUGUCUGCGUCGUGCGCCUCGUGGGUGUCCGAACCCGAUGUGUUCUACGACACGAACGAGGUGCUCGAGCUGACCGAAAGCUGUGAGGACAAUGUGGGUAAGCCCGCCGAGGCUGCCGUUGAAAACAACAUCAACAGCAGCAGCAGCGAUGACGACGACCGCUCAUUCACGCGUGGCUCGGACACCUCGAGUCGCUCGAGUCGCCUGCGUAAGGACCUGAUCCGCGAUCCUGACUUUAUCGAGGCCAUGGUACGCAACAGCCUGCAGGUGAGCAUAACCGAAAACGAGAGCGAUAAAAAGCGUGCUGAGGCCGAAGCCGAGGUGGAGGAGGAAGCUAGUGAUGCCAACACGGAUCCGCAGCCGACAGCGACCAUUGACAGCACGCGCAUGCAGCUGGUCGGCUACGAGCCGCGCACGCGCCUGCCAGUUGAAAAGGUGCCAGCCACCAUCAGCCUCAUCUCGAUCCUGCGCAAGAACGUCGGAAAGGACCUGUCGAGCAUUGCCAUGCCAUUGGUCAUAAACGAGCCCAUCAAUGCUCUGCAGGCACUCUGCGAGGAGCUCGUGUACCAGCGGCUUCUUCUGCAGGCCUCCGACAAGACUGACAGCCUCGAUCGGCUGAUGUACGUCGCGACAUUUGCCAUCAGCACGCUGUCGACCAAGAAGCCGCGCGCCGAGCGCAAGCCCUUUAACCCGCUGCUGGGUGAGACCUACGAGAUGGUCGACCCAGCGCUGAAUUUCCGCUUUGUGGCCGAGAAGGUCUCGCACCACCCGCCUAUCAUGGCUUGCUAUGCCGACGCGCCUGCCUUCCGCUUCUGGCAGGAUUCAUCGGGCAAGAGCAAGUUCUGGGGCAAGUCCAUGGAGAUCGUGCAGACGUCCAGCGUGCACGUCGAGCUGCUCGCGCACGGCGACCACUUUACCUGGUCGAAGCCGUCGGCGCUGGUGCGCGGCCUUCUGGCUGGCGCGCGCUCGGUCGAGUUCACCGGCGAGAUGGUCGUAACCAACCACGUCACUGGCGACCGCUGCGUGAUUGUCUUGAAGGAGGGCGGCAUGUUCUCGUCUUCCACCGAUGAGGUCGAGUGCCGUCUGUACCGCGGCGGCAGCAACACGUGCGAGCGGGUUCUCCGCGGGUGCUGGUCCUCACACCUGCGCCAUGAGCGGUCGCCCGGCCAGCACCCCGACACCCUGUGGGAAGUGGCCGCGCUGCCGCCAGACGCAGAUCGUUACUACGGCUUUAGUUUCUACACCAUGAAGCUCAACGAAUUGCCUGACGCCCUGCGGCCUGUGCUCCCGCCUACGGAUACAAGGCUGCGGCCCGACCAGCGCGCCUACGAGGAGGGCCGUGUGGACGAGGCCGAGGCCCUGAAGACUGAGCUCGAGGAGGCGCAGCGCGCAAGAAAGCGCCGCCGCGAUGAGAAUGAGGUGGAUUGGGCUCCACAGUGGUUUGAGCUGCGCGAUGACCCGCAUAGCAAUGAGGGCCGCUCGUGGCAGUACUCCGGUGGGUACUGGGCUGCCCGUGCGCGCCGCGCAUUCCCGCAGACCGAUCAGCUGUGGUGAUCGAGAUUUUCUAAAUUUAUUUAAUUAAGCAACCAACAAAAAAAUUUUAUUGGCC
This is a messenger RNA of Kickxella alabastrina, 2820 nucleotides long. Its product is annotated as Oxysterol-binding protein-domain-containing protein. Gene Ontology annotation, cellular component: cytosol; intracellular membrane-bounded organelle; plasma membrane. Lineage: Eukaryota; Fungi; Kickxellomycota; Kickxellomycetes; Kickxellales; Kickxellaceae. Gene Ontology annotation, molecular function: sterol binding. Bases 267 to 2765 code for a protein of 832 amino acids. The record is from RefSeq and is a predicted model, not a curated record. The transcript has a single exon. Gene Ontology annotation, biological process: maintenance of cell polarity; ER to Golgi ceramide transport; endocytosis.